Molecule: messenger RNA, 444 nt
Organism: Echinops telfairi (small Madagascar hedgehog)
Lineage: Eukaryota; Metazoa; Chordata; Mammalia; Afrosoricida; Tenrecidae
Gene: CYSRT1
Product: cysteine rich tail 1
Exons: 1
Coding region: 1-444 (147 amino acids)
Source: RefSeq, a predicted model, not a curated record
AUGGACCCCCAUGAGAUGGUGGUCAAGAACCCCUAUGCCCACAUCAGCAUCCCCCGUGCUCACCUGCGACCCGACCUGGUGAAGCAGCUGGAGGCCGCUCCCUGCUCAUCCUCCUCUUCAUCCCCUGAGACACAGCCGCUGCCCACAGGACCCUGCACCUCAGAUCCUGUCCGCCUCCUGCAGCCCACAGAGGAGGCUCCAGACCCCAAGGGGGCCAAAGGGGCCAAGGGGGCCACCCCCCUCCCAUGCCAGGAGUCUUGGCAAGAGCCCAGCAACCCCUACAGCAGAGCCCAGCGCCAGGCAGGACUGACCUACGCGGGCCUGCCGCCCAUUGGCCGCGGAGACGACAUUGCCCACCACUGCUGCUGCAUCCCCUGCUGCUCUUGCUGCCAUUGCCCGCGCUUUUGCCGCUGCCAUAGCUGCUGCUGCUGCGUGGUCUCCUAG